Messenger RNA from Lycium barbarum (goji berry), 1844 nucleotides. Its product is annotated as transcription factor MYB61. Bases 274 to 1578 code for a protein of 434 amino acids. The record is from RefSeq and is a predicted model, not a curated record. Gene Ontology annotation, biological process: regulation of stomatal movement. The transcript is spliced from 3 exons. NCBI's taxonomy places the organism in Eukaryota, Viridiplantae, Streptophyta, Magnoliopsida, Solanales, Solanaceae.
UUCUUUUUAAGGCUCCUCCUCCCUCCUAUCCAAUUGAUUCCAACAACUACAACCUCUUCCCCUUUCAUUUUCCACAGCUUCCACUCCCUUCCUAACUAUCAUUAUAUCAUUUUCUCUCUCUCUCUCUUAAAACUCUCUUUGCUUCUUAGGAAGUAAGUAGAAAAGAGAACAAAAUAUAAUCAACCAGCUUCAUUUAGCAUUCAAAUUAAAAAAAUUACAAACUAAACUUUGCCUUUUCUUUUUGGACUUCAUUUUCCAGCAUUGCAAUAUCACAUGGGGAGGCAUUCUUGUUGCUACAAACAGAAGUUAAGGAAAGGCCUCUGGUCUCCAGAGGAAGAUGAGAAACUUAUUAAGCAUAUUACUAAAUUUGGUCACGGCUGUUGGAGCUCUGUCCCGAAAUUAGCAGGUCUACAGAGGUGUGGAAAAAGUUGUAGGCUGAGGUGGAUUAACUACCUGAGGCCUGAUUUGAAAAGAGGAACAUUCUCACAGGAUGAGGAGAAUUUGAUCAUUGAACUUCAUGCAGUUCUUGGGAACAAGUGGUCUCAAAUUGCAACUAGAUUGCCUGGAAGAACAGAUAACGAAAUCAAGAACUUGUGGAACUCUUCAAUUAAGAAAAAGCUAAGGCAAAGAGGGAUUGAUCCAAAUACACACAAGCCACUUUCUGAAGUUGAGAACGAAGAGAAAGCGUCGGCAAACAGUAACAAUAAGAACAAUGACAAAGUUUCUGAAAGCUCAAAUAACGAGUUCAAUUUUGUUGAGGCUCAUGAUAAUGGAUUUUCAAAGCCAAUUAAGGCAUCUUCAAUGACAAAUAAUAUGGACCGGUAUUCACUUAUUGAUACCAAUAAUAUUGCCCCACCAACUCAUGAAUUCUUCACCACCAAUUGCAAGUCUCCGGAUUUGUCUAGUUAUCUCUCCUUUCACAAUAAUUAUAGUCCCAAUACCAAUAUCCUCUUCAAUACCACUAUUACCAGGAAUUCUGCUGACAUGGUAUCUGAUCAGUUCAACUGUGGCUCCUUGGCAAAUGCUAGCUUUUCUUCUAUGUCGAAUUCGAUUCUUAGUACAUCCCCGUUGGCACGUAAUAAUAUGAAGCCUUCUUUGAGUACUCUUCUUCCUGAUCAUACUACUUUUAAUAUCAACAAGUUCCAGAAUUGGGAAGCGUGUACGAUCAGCAGCAAUGGCAGCAACAACAGUAAUGGUAGCUGUAACAGUAUCGAAUUACAAAGCAACUGUUCAUUUUUCGAUAACAAUGCUGCCGCUUUCACAUGGGGAUCAGCAGCAGCAGAUGGAGCUGGGAAAACGGAGAGAGAAGAAAUCAAAUGGUCUGAGUAUAUGCAAACCCCGUUUUCACUAGGUGUUAAUAAUAAUAACACAAUACAAAAUCAUCAUCAAAUUUCUCCGCAUCAAGACUUAUACGGAGAAACAAAAUCGGACACACAAUUCAUGACACAAGGUUCGUUGAAUUUGAGUACUACUAGUACAUGGCUUCAGAACCAACCCCCGCAGACUUCUCUACAAACUGCAGAUUUAUACAGUAACAAUUUCCAGAGGCUUCCUGCCGCCUACGGACAAUUUUCUUAGCCGAUUUUCAAUGGUUAAUUAUCUCACUUAUUAUUGGACGGUUACUUCCCUACUACAGGUGUGUGCUAUAGUGUUUUUCUUCUUCUUAAUCUGUAAAUAGGUCUUACACAUAUUUCCUUCCUUUGUCUCAACACCUGAUAUAUUCUUGAUAAAAAUAUCGGAAAGUUUGUUGAUCAUCAUCUUUUGUGUAUGGUAUAUGAUAGUAUAUGUACUUCUUUUUUCCGCUUUCUAGAUUUUUAUAUUGACUGAUUGUAAUUCUGUUUGUU